AUGGUAGUCAAUCUCGUUUCCCAGGUCUCCAAUGUCCAGUAUGGUAACCACCAGUUACAGAGGGAGAGAGAGGGAAUAAGAAGAAAAGGGGUGGGCCACUUCUUGCGGGAGAACCUCAAGGCCAGCACGGAAGUUGGUGACACGGCAAAGCAAUAUCUAGAAAAAGGUCUUCUGGUCCCUGAUCAUGUGAUCACACGCCUCAUGGUGUCAGAACUGGAGACCCGGAGCUCACAACACUGGCUUCUAGAUGGCUUCCCGAGGACAUUAGCACAGGCAGAAGCCUUGGACAGAAUCUGUGAUGUGGACCUAGUGGUCAGUUUGAAUAUUCCCUUUGAGACACUUAAAGACCGUCUGAGCCGACGAUGGAUUCACCCUUCUAGCGGGAGGGUCUAUAAUCUGGACUUCAACCCCGCUCAAGUGCUGGGGAUUGAUGACAUCACUGGCGAGCCACUUGCCCAACAGGAAGAUGAUAAACCUGAAGCAGUUGCUGCCAAGCUACGACGAUACAAGGAUGCCGCAAAACCAGUCAUCGAACUGUACAAGAGCCGAGGGGUGCUCCACCAGUUGUCUGGGACGGAGACUAACAAAAUAUGGCCUUAUGUUUACACACUUUUCUCAAACAAGAUCACACCUAUUCAGUCCAAAGGCGCAUACUGAGCCUGCCAUCGGAAGAACCAAGAAGACA
Molecule: messenger RNA, 685 nt
Organism: Mesocricetus auratus (golden hamster)
Lineage: Eukaryota; Metazoa; Chordata; Mammalia; Rodentia; Cricetidae
Product: adenylate kinase 4, mitochondrial-like
Exons: 2
Coding region: 1-657 (218 amino acids)
Biological process (GO): nucleobase-containing compound metabolic process
Cellular component (GO): cytoplasm
Molecular function (GO): ATP binding; AMP kinase activity; nucleoside diphosphate kinase activity
Source: RefSeq, a predicted model, not a curated record